AUGUCUACUACAUUCUCAGACAACAAAGAAAAGAUCGGACAAAUCUGCGAGAAAAACGUCAUGCAUGUUCUUGACGGCAAGGAAUAUAUUGGCACACAGAUCAAGAGCUGGAGCGAAGAAAUCAUCCGCGGCAUUCUCCAAGAGCUUGGCAAGGACGAAUUCCAGCCAUUCAAAUAUCUUGCUAACUGCCUUAUUCUUUCUCAGAAGAGCAACGGCGUUCACACCGUUACUAUGUCUCUUUGGGAUCCACAGAAUGAUGGCAGCCAGACAUACCAAUACUCCGGCAAGGGUCUCCAAUGCAUUGUUACUGUUUGGGGCCUUAAGUACUAA
Molecule: messenger RNA, 330 nt
Organism: Trichomonas vaginalis G3
Lineage: Eukaryota; Parabasalia; Trichomonadida; Trichomonadidae
Product: intracellular transport of viral protein in host cell
Exons: 1
Coding region: 1-330 (109 amino acids)
Biological process (GO): microtubule-based movement
Cellular component (GO): cytoplasm; cytoplasmic dynein complex
Molecular function (GO): dynein intermediate chain binding
Source: RefSeq, a predicted model, not a curated record